Dermacentor andersoni is the source of this 1056-nucleotide messenger RNA. The record is from RefSeq and is a predicted model, not a curated record. Lineage: Eukaryota; Metazoa; Arthropoda; Arachnida; Ixodida; Ixodidae.
AUGACGCCUCUGCUCGAUGAAUUUUCGGAUCUUUUCGACAACAAGCUUGGCUGUUGCAAGGGCCCCCCUGUGCAAUUACACCUCAAAGAAGGAGCCCGCCCACAUUUCUGUAAGGCACGUACAGUGCCUUAUGCCAUGCGCUCCAAAGUUUCAGCAGAGAUCGACUGUCUUGUACAAGACGGAGUGCUUUCGUCGAUAAGCAUUUCAGAUUGGGCAACACCGGUGGUUCCAGUAGCAAAAAAGAACUGCGAUAUACGAUUGUGCGGCGACUUCAAGUUAACAGUCAACCCGGCGUCGCACUUGGAACAGUAUCCCCUGCCCAAAGUUGAAGACAUAUUUGCGGCGCUUUCUGGAGGCGAAGUCUUCAGCACUCUGGACCUAUGCAACGCGUACAAUCAGCUGCCGCUGGACGACGAAGCUAGAAAGAUGGCGGUACUCAACACACACCGGGGCCUUUACUGCUACAAUCACCUAGCAUUUGGAAUUGCUUCAGCCCCCGCCUUGUUCCAGCGACGCAUGGAAUCGAUUUUACCAGGUUUGCCGAAUGUUCAAGUGUACCUCGACGACAUCAUUGUGGUGGAGAAGGAAAACGACAAAUCGGUACUGCGGCAGGUGUUUCAGUGGCUUCGCGAACACAACCUGAAGUUGAACAAAGCCAAGUGCCGGUUUAGGGAAGCACAAGUGUCGUUUCUGGGGCACCACAUCGAUGCCAAAGGUCUUCAUCCUCUGCAAGAUAACCUCGAGGCAGUACUGGCCACGCCGAAGCCAACAUCGGUGAAGACGUGGAUCCUUCGCGGUUGGCUAAACCAGCUGGGGCCGGAGCAACAGUGCCUUCAGCCGUACUUCACCCGCAGAUACGAACUCACUGUGAGUAAAGGACUAAUAUACUGGGAUCAUCGCGUAGUUCUGCCCGAGACCGUGCGGGCACUUAUUCUGAGAGAACUUCACGACACCCACCCAGGCAUGACUGCAAUGAAGCGCCUGGCCCGUACAGUGUUUUGGUACCCCGGAUUGGACCACAACAUAGACAAGCUGGGCCAGUGGAAGGUCACAUGA